Molecule: messenger RNA, 7004 nt
Organism: Coregonus sp. 'balchen'
Lineage: Eukaryota; Metazoa; Chordata; Actinopteri; Salmoniformes; Salmonidae
Source: the annotation of a GenBank genome assembly
AUGCAGCAGUGCACAGUAGUCAGUGCAUCCGGAGUUCGUGUCCCAUUAGCAGAUGGCCGAGCCGUGAUCCUAGGUCGUGGUCCAGAGACUGGAGUUGUUGACAAGAAGUGCUCCCGACACCAGGGUAAGAGGACUAGCUAGCUAACGUUAGAUACGUAUCAAUGGCUAUGUUCAGAUUAUUUAUAUUUACUCCCCAAAUGUGUACUUGUUCACUUUCCUUCAUGGAUUUAAAAGGAAAUGAAUGGUAUAUGGAAACUCCCUCUAGCCCAUGCUUACACCGAUUCAAUGCUUUUAAAUAUGUGAAGAGUAGUGAUUGAGUGUAGGCUUCAGGAGAAAGGAGAGAUUAUUGGAUGCAUAUUUCUGUCCGCAUAAUUUUAAAUGCGGUGUCUGGUGGGAUUACUCCAGCCAGCUAUCUAAACUGCACAACUAUCUAAAAUGUUUCAUAUUCCUUCUAGUGAAGCUGGUGGCCUGUUAUGCAGACAAGGAGGUACUUGUAACACAGGUAUGACAUUAUUACAUUGUGCCUGUUGUUGAGGCCAACACUCUCUUUUCUUAAUUUUACACUCUGCUUAACCUGUCUGUAACUGCUGUCAAAGUAAUAAUAGUUUUCCUCUUCAGCUUGGUCCAAACCCCUCUUCCUUGGGCAGUGAGAGUCUUGGUAGAGGCCAAUCUGGCCGACUGACCCAUGACAGCACCCUCUACCUGGUCAACCAGAGCCACCCCUUCAGAGUGCAGUUCUCUGCUUCCAAUGAAACCUCCUCAUCCUCUGCCCAGAAGGGGAAGGCUGUAGAAAUAUUGAAAGCGUCGGAUAAGACAAAAGGAGGGACAGGUCCCAAACGCAGCAUCAAAGACUUCUUUCCUUCCUCUCCCAAGAAGGUAUGAGAACACGUUAAUCUUUAACAGAGAAAAUGGCAUGCAUUAUGCAUUGUAAUUUGUCUAGCAAUAUUUUGAGUAACCAAGAGGACUGAACGUAUCACUUAAAAUGUUCAAAAUACACCCAUGUUUUCUCAAUGCCAACCUCAAUUUACUUGAAGUUUCAUUUGACCAUACCGUGAUUCUGUUUUUGUUUUUCACGCAGUCAUCCAAGAGGCCACACCGUUCUGAGGAGGACCCGCAGGAGAAGCGUCUGAAGACUGAGGGCUCAGACAGUGGGGGCGAGGACGAGGCUGAGAAGCUUGCUGAGGAGAAGCUCCGACAGCUCCAGGAGAUGUCAGAGAGGGCUUCAGGGGCUAGCAGAGAUGGUGUCCAGCAGCAGGCAUCAGCCUCAGCAUGUUGUCAAAGCCACUGGCAACAGAUUGGAAACCUCAUGCUCUACACGGCUGCUGGCGUCACUGGAAGCACCAAGGUAAGAGCUAACUAGGUAACUCUGUACAACUCCAUAUUUGAUUUAAGCCAAUGAGUCUUUGUGUUAUGUUUGAAUGAGAUGCUGAAUAGAAUAUAACUUUUAUUGUCCAUCCAAGGAUUUAUAUUCUUUAGGCCUAUAUUUGAGCACUUUGGUCAUAUUGUUGCCACCAGCAAUACAGUUGUUAAAGUUUGCUUUCAACCAAGCAGUACAAACAUAAUUACUUUUAGUAAUGUCAUUUUUUAAAAAGCCGACCCAUCUUUCUUCCUGGCCCAGAUUGCUGGAUUCGACAUUGACGGCUGUAUCAUCACCACCAAUUCUGGCAAAGUGUUUCCCACCAGCCCAGAUGACUGGAGGUCAGCCAGUAUUCUGUUCUGGCUUUGCAUACGACCUCCUCUCACUUUGCUCUCUCCUCAUCACUCUUCUUCAUCUAUUGACUUGUGUCAUUUCCUUGCCUCUGUUUGUUCUCUUAUCUCCUUCACAGGAUUCUCUUUCCUGAGAUCCAACCCACACUGGCCAGCUUAUUAAAGAAAGGCUACAAGGUAGAAGCAAACAUAAAUGUAUUGUCAAGCAUGGACACGGCAAAGCUGUUUUAUGAGACCUAUUUCUUAUCCAUCCCUUUAAUGGUAGUUUGUGCGUAGAUUAAUAGCUAAUGAUGUUCCUGUUGUCCCUCCCAGGUUGUGUUCUUCACCAAUCAGAUGGGUAUCUCUAGGGGGAAACUGAAGCCUGAGGAUUUCAAGUCUAAAGUGGAGAACAUUCUGAAGACAUUACAGCUCCCCGUACAGGUUAGUCAAUAAACAUUUACACACAAAGAUAGAGCUUGGAAGCAGAUACUGUAUUGUAUCUGUGUUUUUCAGUGUUUUAUUGUUUGUAAUUCAGACGUUGACACCUCGAACUGUGUGUGUGUGUGUGUGUGUGUCUCAGGUCUUUGUGGCGUCUGGUCCUGGGAUCUACAGGAAGCCAGUGAUGGGAAUGUGGGAGCACCUUUGUGAGAAGGUGAGACCAGAAGACACGCCUCAUAUCAGACAUUGUGAAUAGGGAUUACAGGUAGACGAUGAUUGUAUCCUUCUACAAAAGACCACAACACGGGUGUGUCCCAAAAGGUUCACCAAAUCAGCUCCCUUUGGCAUUUUCUAGUUGUGUUUGUCAUCCACUCAGACCACAUUACCCUGGUGAGUCAUGACAGACCAGUCACUGCUUCAAGAUUUACACUACAUUUUAGUCAUUUAGCAGACGCUCUUAUCUAGAGCAAUUUACAGUAGUGAGUGCGUACAUUUUCAUACUUCAACAAGGGCAUGGUGUGGGAAAUAAAUAGAAUAGAAUGGAAUAGAAUAGAAAUAUCAGAUUAGAAUACGGUAGAAAUAUUAGCAUAGGAUAGAAAAGUACUUUAAUUUGUCCAUAUGCUUCCAGCUAGAAAUUUAUUUUUCCCUGCUCCCAACCCCCCCCAAACAACAAACAAACAUGGUACACCAUGUUUCUGUGUUUUUCCUCUCUCAGGCAAAUGGCGGUGUGGCUGUAGACAAGAGCCAGAGUCUCUAUGUGGGAGGUGAGUCAACAACAACACAACACCCCAUAGCAACAUAACGUCUUCCUCUUACUUAGCCUAUUCUUAUCCUGACUCUUGUAAGUGAUGUGCUGCUUAUGGACACGUUUGAUGAACGUGUACUCGCCCUCCAGCAGCUGAGAGCCUGAGACCUUUCUCUCUCCUCUGCCACAGAUGCAGCGGGACGCCCUGUUAACUGGGCUCCUGGCAAGAAGAAGAAGGACUUCUCCUGCAGUGACCGACUGGUAAGAGGACCUGUACUAACCUCUAGACCAGUCUGUUCAACCGUCCACCAGUCUGUCCUGACCUCUAGUUCCAGCGCAUCUUCAUACUCACCAAACAGAAAAGUGUCCCAAAUAGUGGGUUGAAAUAAGGAAUUUUAAUAUGAUAAAAAUCAGUGGAGACAAAUCAGCAGAGAAAAGUGUUCUUUGUCCACUGACUGUAUGAAAGGUCAUUCUUGCUAUGGUGUAGAUACACUUUAUGACCAGGUGUUGCACAGGCAUGCAUUGCACAUCUUAAAAAUGCCUGACUGUCACUGAUUCUCUCUCUCUCUAUCUAUCUAUUCUAUACUAGUUUGCACUGAACCUUGGGCUGCAGUUCCAAACUCCAGAGGAGUUCUUCCUGGGUUGGAAAAGCGCCCCCUUCAGUCUUCCUCCAUUUGACCCUGUGAGUAACCUGGUGGAUAUCAGUGGUAUUCUGUCUGUACAGAAUACAUAUCUGAAGCUUUUUAAGCCUCUGUAUGUGUCUCUCUCGCCAGAGGAAAUGUGACUCCAACGCCCGUCUGUAUGACCCGCCCAGUGCCUCCCUCACCUCCACCAAGCAGGAAGUCAUCAUUGCCGUUGGUUUCCCUGCUUGUAAGUGUGUGUAUAUAUAUUAUUUUAUUUUUUUCCUCUCUCUUUACUGACGACUAUCUCCCUUCUUUUUUAUCUAGCCGGGAAAUCAACCUUUUUCCACACACACAUCGUCCCCAAAGGUUACGUGUACGUGAACAGGGUGAGUGGAUUAGUGCGCUGUUGGAUCUCUUAACAUCCACACACGCGCAUAUACACACACUGACCUGACCUGUGUUUGUCAGGACACCCUGGGCUCGUGGCAGAGCUGUGUAUCGGCCUGUGAGCGGGCUCUGAAGGAGGGCCGCAGCGUUGUGGUGGAUAACACCAACCCAGACCCUGAGUCUCGCAAACGGUACUUGUCUCUGUGCUCCUACUAGUGUGUGGAGCACUUUUGGUUGUAAUUCAUGAACAACCUCAACCACAUACAGUGGGGAAAAAAAGUAUUUAGUCAGCCACCAAUUGUGCAAGUUCUCCCACUUAAAAAGAUGAGGCCUGUAAUUUUCAUCAUAGGUACACGUCAACUAUGACAGACAAAACGAGGAAAAAAAUUCCAGAAAAUCACAUUGUAGGAUUUUUAAUAAAUUUAUUUGCAAAUUUAUGGUGGAAAAUAAGUAUUUGGUCACCUACAAACAAGAAAGAUUUCUGGCUCUCACAGACCUGUAACUUCUUCUUUAAGAGGCUCCUCUGUCCUCCACUCGUUACCUGUAUUAAUGGCACCUGUUUGAACUUGUUAUCAGUAUAAAAGACACCUGUCCACAACCUCAAACAGUCACACUCCAAACUCCACUAUGGCCAAGACCAAAGAGCUGUCAAAGGACACCAGAAACAAAAUUGUAGACCUGCACCAGGCUGGGAAGACUGAAUCUGCAAUAGGUAAGCAGCUUGGUUUGAAGAAAUCAACUUUGGAGCAAUUAUUAGGAAAUGGAAGACAUACAAGACCACUGAUAAUCUCCCUCGAUCUGGGGCUCCACGAAAGAUCUCACCCCGUGGGGUCAAAAUGAUCACAAGAACGGUGAGCAAAAAUCCCAGAACCACACAGGGGGACCUAGUGAAUGACCUGCAGAGAGCUGGGACCAAAGUAACAAAGCCUACCAUCAGUAACACACUACGCCGCCAGGGACUCAAAUCCUGCAGUGGCAGACGUGUCCCCCUGCUUAAGCCAGUACAUGUCCAGGCCCGUCUGAAGUUUGCUAGAGUGCAUUUGGAUGAUCCAGAAGAGGAUUGGGAGAAUGUCAGAUGAAACCAAAAUAUAACUUUUUGGUAAAAACUCAACUCGUCGUGUUUGGAGGACAAAGAAUGCUGAGUUGCAUCCAAAGAACACCAUACCUACUGUGAAGCAUGGGGGUGGAAACAUCAUGCUUUGGGGCUGUUUUUCUGCAAAGGGACCAGGACGACUGAUCCGUGUAAAGGAAAGAAUGAAUGGGGCCAUGUAUCGUGAGAUUUUGAGUGAAAACCUCCUUCCAUCAGCAAGGGCAUUGAAGAUGAAACGUGGCUGGGUCUUUCAGCAUGACAAUGAUCCCAAACACACCGCCCGGGCAACGAAGGAGUGGCUUCGUAAGAAGCAUUUCAAGGUCCUGGAGUGGCCUAGCCAGUCUCCAGAUCUCAACCCCAUAGAAAAUCUUUGGAGGGAGUUGAAAGUCUGUGUUGCCCAGCGACAGCCCCAAAACAUCACUGCUCUAGAGGAGAUCUGCAUGUAAGAAUGGGCCAAAAUACCAGCAACAGUGUGUGAAAACCUUGUGAAGACUUACAGAAAACGUUUGACCUGUGUCAUUGCCAACAAAGGGUAUAUAACAAAGUAUUGAGUAACUUUUGUUAUUGACCAAAUACUUAUUUUCCACCAUAAUUUGCAAAUAAAUUCAUUAAAAAUCCUACAAUGUGAUUUUCUGGAUUUUUUUCCCUUAUUUUGUCUGUCAUAGUUGACGUGUACCUAUGAUGAAAAUUACAGGCCUCUCUCAUCUUUUUAAGUGGGAGAACUUGCACAAUUGGUGGCUGACUAAAUACUUUUUUUCCCCACUGUACAUGUCAGAUUCUGGUAAAUCCGCUACAUGCAUGAACCAAACCAGAGAUCUUUGAUUGAGUGUGUUUGUAGGGAAUACCAUGUGACUUCUAUACAUUGUCCCCCUCCAGGUAUGUUGAUGUCAGCCAGAGUUUGGGCGUGUCCUGUCGCUGCUUCAACUUCUCUGCCUCCCUGGAGCAGGCCAAACACAACAACAGAGUAGGUCUCCUCUCCCUCUACUGAACUGUAUAUACCAGACUACACAUGAUUCAUUCUUCAGCAGUUCAGAGUAGAAGGUGAUGUGAACUUGGGACCUGAUCGUCCACAUAGUAUAGCCCAACCUGGGACUUAAACUACAACCAUCUGGUUCAAUGUCCACUUCGUAAACCUUAUAAAGUACAGGCCAUGUGAGACGCCCAGUUCAAUAUAGGCUCUGAGGUGCUGGCCUGAUGCAGAGUGUUGUUCAUUAUUGGGCUCUUCCUGUGCUUUACAGUUCCGUGAGAUGGCCCCCUCCACCACUAAGCACCUCAAAGUCAAUGACAUGAUCUUCCACGGUUACAAGUAAGUGACAUUGGAUAUUAUCAAGGGACUUCACAGCAUCACAUUCUCAAAGUAGGGAUUCACUGGCCUCUACAUUGGGUUGAAAGGAUCAGAGCACACUAAUAUAACAUGUCUUUAUGGCUGCGUUUACACAGCCAGCCCAAUUCUGAUAUUUUGCCCAAUAAUUGGCAAAAGAGCUGAUCUGAUUGGUCAAAAGUCUAAUUAGUGGAAAAAUAUCAGAAUUGGGUUGCCUGUAUAAAUGCAGCAUAUACGUAUGUCAUGUAAAAUAAAUGCAUGUCUGAAGGCAUUUGCCCACUCUGAACAGACUUUUUCUCUCCACACAGGAAGAAGUUUGUGGCGCCCAGUCUCUUGGAAGGCUUUUCAGAAAUCCUGCAAGUUCAUUUUGUCCCAACCUUUACAGACAGCCAAUCAGAGGCCCUCUUCAGGCAGUUCUCUGAAGGCUGAUUGGGUGGCUGGCAUUCUAACGGUAUUCUAACCUAAGAUUUGUCAGAUUGUUAUUGGUGCAGAGUCAUUUCAGGAAAAUAAUCUAGCAGUUGUACGCUGUGGCUGUAUGUAGACAAACUAUUUUGUUACCUGCUGCUAAUCAACAAAUAAUUGCUAUUGCACUACAUACAUUUGAAGGUACCGAUGUUUUAACUAAAUGUAACCACAUCAGUAUUUUUGUUUGAUUGGCUUGAGUUUCAUAUUUUCAUAUCAUGUUUUCUUGUCAGAUAUACAGUACUUGUUUCC